Messenger RNA from Dimorphilus gyrociliatus, 722 nucleotides. Lineage: Eukaryota; Metazoa; Annelida; Polychaeta; Dinophilidae. The record is from the annotation of a GenBank genome assembly.
AGUAGACAAAUAUGAAGGGAAAAGAGUUUAUCGUAAUCUCUCUGUUCUUUAGUCUAUUCUACUUCAUAGAUGGUAGAAUAAGAUAUGUUAUCCGUAAUGGGGAUGGGGAUCAAGUUCUCGAGUUGAAUACUAACUCAAACGGAAAGCAAGUAUAUAAAGAUUCAGGAUCAGGGGCGUACAAAGAUCUAGGUGUCUGGGAUCCGAGCAACGAAACCGGAUGGUAUAUGGCUGGCCAGAGAGCUCAGCCUUCACAUGGAGGACUAUCGGGAACUAUUGUCAUGGUAAAAGAGUUAAGGCCAAAAGAUAAUCCAAGGUUGUUAGUUGAGCCUACUGAUUUUAAACAAGUUUGGGAAAACCGGGGAGGCUUAGCCUAUGAUGAUAUUGGAGUAUGGGAAAUGGAAUGCCCAACAAAUUAUGUUUGGUUAGGACAUAUAUCCCAUGGAUGUGACGGUUGCAGAUGGCCUAAGCCAAGUUGGUACAAAACUAGAGUAAGAUGUGUACAUAAUACAAUGGUAGAUGAGUGUACCUUGGAAAGAAAUCCAUUGUGGACAAACGAAGGCGAUACUGCAAAUACAAAAGCCUCCUUCUGGAAUUAUGACACAAGAGUUGCAAAUAGGUUCAGUGGCUUUUACAUGACCCGAGCUGGUAGUUAUGAUGAACCACCAAAUUAUAACAGAAAAGUCUAUUGCUUCAAGCAACACGAAGAAAUAGAAGACCUUUAA